GCGACUGGGACUGGGACGGCGCAUAGACACCCUGCAACGGGACUGUCUUUUCCACGGGGAUUGCUGCCCGCGUUCUCUCGCGAUCACCACGGACCUACGGCAGGAUUUUCGAUCCCCAAGGAGCCUAAUGUGGGUGGAAGUGAGAUGGCAUCCAGGGAAAAGAAACCCUUAGCGCCUUCCAAAUCGAAACAGAAGGCGAAUAACGAUCCUGUCUUGCUAUCCAAUGAGGUCAAGAGUAAGAAAGGCAAGGCAUUGCCGAAUAUAAAGCAGCAGCAGCAACUUGCGCAAGAGAUAUUUGAUACGGUAGCGACAGGUAGUCAACUUCCUGUUAAAUUAGAAGCGAGCUUGCCGCGUAGGAAUGCCCUUAAAAAUCUGAAACGCAAACAGAAUUUAAGAGCAGCCAAGGCAACGCUCAUCAAGUCCAAGGUUUCCAGGAAAGUGACCAACAAGGAUAUACACAGGGUAGCUCCUUACGUCAAGAAGGGUGCCAAGGGUGCGAAGAAAGUUAGGCAGCCGGAGGACGCGACCGUCAGGGCAGCCGAUAUCGCUCCGAAAUUUUCAGAAAAUCAGGCAAACAACGGGGACAACGAAGGCAAGGGAACUACUGAGACACCGAGUAAAAGUGCCAAGAGUAAUCUCAGGACCAAAAAGACCAAAUCCGACGGUCAAAGUAAGGAAGAGGCUGCCGCCGUUCUAGCUACGUCAUCUAGCGCUAAAGUCAGUCCGAAACUUGGCAGAAAAGGAAAAACGACGGAUAGUCCUGAUUCUUUGUCCAAGAGUGCCAAAACAGUCAAAUUGACAAACUUGAAGAAGAAUAGUACCGGUCUCGUUAAAGUUACGGAGGCUGACAGCAAGGGGACGACGAGUGCAGGGAAAAGCCGGAAGAGCACCGGCAAGGACGUAGAUUGCGGUAGUGGUGCGAGAAACAAUCUUAGCGUUGAAAAAUUUCCAAAGGCGGCUUUAGACAACAAGACGUCUAUUGAUCUUACUAUAGAUCAAGUCAUUGCCUCAAUGUUGAGCGACUCCGAAAGCGUUACGGACAAGACUGAAGGAAAGGUGACGAGGAGUAAGAAAAUGUUGGUGGAGGAAAAUAUUGCUUGCGAUAUCGAGAUAAAGAAAGAACCUGACGAUGACGUUAAAGUUACAUCGGACGGAGAGUCUAUAGAGACGGAUCAAGGAUUUCAUUUUCAAAACGCCAUUCAGUUGAGAAAAAGGUCGAAAGUCGGCUAUAUCGAUCAAAUAUCUCAAAGGAGCUUGCGAAAUGGAAAGCAGCGUCAAUUGUCAGAUUUGGGAAAUUCCGCGGAUAACGAUUCGAAAAAGCGGCACAGGCUCAAUUCGGAUGGGACUGUUGUCACGGAUCAUUUGUUAGAACAUAUCUCGGAUUGUAAUAUAAAUAUCGACUCUUGCUUCUCGGAUCCUGGUUGUAAUGAAUCUCCAAGUAUUGUAGCAUCGAACAAAGAGGAGGUUUGUUCCAAGGAUGGAGCGUCUAAUUUUAACGAGGACAUUGAGACUGGAUCGGGAAUAGAGAACAACAAUAACGGCGAUCGCGCAGACAGGACAGGCGAGACCGGGCCGAUUCUGCGUUCCAAAACGAAAGCUAAAACUGUCGAGUGCGAAGCAACGAGAGACGACGAUGUUAAAACUGAAGACGCGCGAGUAGCGCCCAGGUUAGGCACCGAAGCACAAGAAGAUUCGAAGAAACUCAAUAAUUUGGAGCAAGUGAAGAAAGAUAAUAUUUUAGCCAAAUUUACAGACAAAUCUAAAGGUCGUAGAAGUAGUUUAAACGUAGACGUGAAGAAAACGGUCAAUUCCUUUUACAGCGCAGAUAAAUCAGACGGUACGUCAAAAUCGGAUAUAGAUCAAAUGAUUGAAGACAUUAAAUUAAAUAUUGCAAAAUCUAUUGAAAACAGGAUCUUUGGCCCGGAGAAAGGUCUUGGAUUAAGUAAAAAUUUUGACGUGCCCAAGAUCGAAGAAAUUGUCGCCCCACUCAGUACGGAGUCUCAAAAGAUGGGAUUAGAAGACAGUACCGAUGAGGAUAAGCCCACCGUUACGAGAAAUGAAAUCACGUCAGAUAAUUCAGAAAAUUCAAUACCAAGAGUGGCCGAUACUGCCAAAGAGAUCGAAGAGAAACUAGUCAAGUUUGAUAUUGGGGAAGCGGAGACACAUUCGCAGAACGUCCAAGAGAACAAGGCCUCUGAUAACGACAUAAUUAAUGAUGUACAUAGCACUUGCGAAUCUACAUGUAAUAUAAAUAAUAAUAGCGCUACGCAACAAUCUUACAAGAAUAUGGUUGAACCAGAAGAGAAGAACGUUGGUUGUAGUACAGCCAGCGGCGCCUUAGUCAACGUCAGUGGUAACGAGUCAAAGACAUUGGACGAAAAUAAAAAGAUUACGAGAAAGUCUUUGAGAAUCAACGAUAAAUGUUCGGACAGCGUCAGCAAUAACGAGACGAGGAAAUCGAAUAAAACACCAAAUAAAACGGUCUCAAAUAAAUCGGAUAACGUGGAGGAUGUUUUAGCGGAUAUACAAAAGUCUACGAGCGAAGAAACAAUUUCAGAGGAUCAGCUUUCGGAUGACAAUGCUGUGGCUUUAUCAGUAUCCGCAUCGAUGUCUCCUGAGCAAGCGGAGGAGAGAUUUAUGGAAGGACGUAUACAAACGAGAGGAACAACGGGAUCGGAAACUGAAAUCUCUCUCAACGUAAUGGAUAAUUCAGAAGAGUCAGAAACAUUGGAAAGUAUAUCUCGUGAGGUAGAAAGAUUAGUAGCGGAAGACCACUCUGCCAAACCAUUACCAAAUACUACAAGUGACGCGAUACAAAGUAAAGAUAUGAUUUCUGAUACCAAGAUACCGGAUAAGGAGCGGGAAAUUCUAAGUACAAGUAAUCAGGAAGCAUCUAGUUGCUGCGAUGACAAUUCUACGCCAUUAGGACCACCUGUCAAUGACACAACUGAGACACCGUGCAAAAGUUACGUAGGUGGCAAGUCUACUGAAGACACAACUGAAAUGUUACGAGAGAGCGAUGUGUCUUGUAAGACGGCGCAAAGCGUAAGGCGUUCAAAAGUGAACAAUAACUUGCUACAUGUACCACGUGCUCUAAACUGUGAUUUGAAUAGCGUAAAUUCUCCGUCUGUACAUUGCACCUCUGACCGACUGAACGAUGAAACUACGGAGCUCGAGCACGGUAAUAAUUGUAAAGAAUUAAACAAAUCUAGCGUUACGUCAAACAUGACUGAUUGUGAGAAUAUCUCGGAGCAAACGUCAGGAUACGAUGAAGCUGCUCUAAUGGCCGAUCAAAUCAAUAAAUCCUCGGACGGUAAAGAUCCUGAUGAGCGGAAACUUGUUAACGAGGAAAACAGGAGGGUGUUGAGAACUCGCGAUAAGCAGAGAAAAAUUGAAAACAGGCAAGCCGCAUCUCGCAACCGAGAAUACGCCGACAACGCAAAAGUCAAGAUGGAGGAAGUUAAUGCGAUUCAAAAAACGCAGAUUUCCGGUCUACAGAACGACACCGAUGAAGUAAUACAGAGCUCGGUCGAUGGUAUCGCUAGUGUCGAAAGUUUUCCGAAGACGGAAGAUGGAAAUGACUCAUUAAACAGCAACGAAUUGGAUGUCAACGAACUCGAGCCUCAAGCUCGUAGCCGUCGCUGUAGAGAGGUGAAAAAACGCAAAGAGGAAUUGUCGCACGUGCCCGGCAGCUCCAAAACCAAGCGUGUCAAGCGAGAUUUGCGAAGAUCCGACCAGCAAAACAAAGAAGAGACCCUGCUGGACAACGAGGUUGCUAAAAUCAACGAGAACAACAGAUCAUUCUUGAGCAAGUAUGGCAGCGUUAGUGCCAACGCCAGUGCGAGCGCCAGUGCCAGCGCCAGUAUCAACGUCAGCGUCAGCGUCAGCGUCGACCGCACAGACAGCUUUCGUGGAUUCUUCGAGCAAGGUGGAUUGGAUAAGGUCGACAAAGAUCCUAAUUUGCGCAGCAAAUCGGAAAACGACAUAACGAUCGUUGGCGCAAAGACUGGCGGCAAGAGCGAGAAACGACAACUCUCGCGAAACCUAUCCGAGAAUCAUGUGUCGCAACAGACGAUUGACAAUAUAGACAGUAUGCUGGAAAACGAACGCAAGACUCUCAAGACACCGGAGCUCGUGCACAAGGAUUCCGACGAGACGUCCACAUCCAGUGAAUCAUUCAACAGCGGCACGCCAAAGAUUCUGGAAACGCCUGAAGACAAAGAGAGGAAAGAGUCAAUUUUGCGAUUAUUGGGACUCGAGUCUCUGGAGGAGGCGGCAAAGAGACAAAAUCAGCAAAAGACGAAAAAGGAACAGUCGUCAUCCACAGGUACUUUGAAGACGAUCAUCAGAGUAUCGCAAAAGGAGAAGGACAAGGACAAGAGAGGAUCGCGAUCUCCGUUGAAAAUGGUUCUCAAGCAGCAGGGACGUGGAGACGGAGAGGGUGAUUCACCCGAAUUUUACACCAUUCAAAAGGAGUUUGGAACCAGUGGUUUGGGAGAUAGCAGCUCUGGUGCGAACCGAAAGUUCACUACUAACCACAGACAUUCUUGCGAUGACGAUAAUGAGGAAACUACGCCCAAGGAUCGUCAGUCGCUUGUUAUUCCAGAGAAAUCAUCAUCUUUUUCUAUACAUCCUGGGCGCGUGUGCGCCGACGUAUGUUGCUACUGCUUUGGAAAGUUUGGUUCUUUGGACACGCCAAUGCAUCUAGCCCAAAUAAAAUCUGAUGAGAGGCGCAAAAAGAUUUUGAACAUAGAGAGACAUCUUACAAAAGAUUCAUGUCUGUGUGACGCGUGCUAUCGUCAUGUUGAUAGAAAGGCGAACACUAGCCCGACAAACAUGCAGCAAAAGCCGCAGAAACAACAUAGACAAUUGAUGAUGGCAAAGUGCUCAGCUCGCGAAUGUCGUGAUCCUGCGCGGCAUCAUGCUAAACGCCGUUGGUUGCUCAAGAUAAGACCUGGCCUUCAGAAUCAGGUCGACAUAGACUGGGACUCAAGUCAACACACCACGAUGUCAUUCUGCGUUAAUCAUUACGAGAAGGUUGGACGCUUCUUGACGUGCGCGCUCUGCAAGCGCCGACUCACUCGACAACACACUUACCCGCUGACUAACGCAGAAAUCGACGACUUGAAUCACCUGCUCGAUCCGCAAGGAAUUCCCGUUUUACUAGCAGUCGGCACAUUCGUGUGCAAACUAUGUCGUUACUUCGCACAGCUGCAACUCAAGUACAGGGAGGUCGACAAUAUGAGUGUGAAUCACAGGAGCUUCUGCAAGAGUUAUCGAAAGCGGAUUCUGCAUAAUCUCGGAAUCGACGUGAUUGAUGACGAAGACGACGAUUCAUCCCAACAGGUGAAUCAAGCGAGUCAGAUCAAGGACAGGAAGAGCAAGAAGAGCAUCAAGAAUUUACAGUCCAAAAGUGUAAACUCCAAGUCUCCGGAACGCACGAGCGGUACGUCGGAGAAGUCGACACCGGAACCGAACAAGAAUGAGAGUACGACGGAAUGCAGCUCUGAAAUGGGUAACGAGAGUCGCGCCCCCAGGUCGGUCAACGAUGAAAAUGUCAGUAUGGGUGCUCAAUAUCUCGAGGGCACCAUGGAAAACCUGAAAAAGCGCAAGAUGCUCGAUAUGCACGCAUAUCCGCCGGGCACGUCGAUCUCCUCUUUGUGCGACGGUGUGGUGGCGAAUGGGAUGACACUCGGGAUGGACGAGGUUACCUUGACACGAUUGCCAAAGAGAUCGAGGCUCAGUAGUAACAAUAACAAUAAUAACAGCAAUGACAUAACGCCUGUGGUGCAGAGACUCGGUGCAAAUCCCUCCAUAAGCGUACGUACGCUUUUCCCGGGCGAGGAGGAGAUGAAUCUUCACGUAAACAUUGAGUUUCAGAAUGUGCGCGAAGUCACGCCGCAAGGAUGGGAGAAGUGUGCGACGAUGAUCCAGUAUGAUCGCGAGACCAAGCAUCUUUGGCAACAGUUACAGCGACCGUACGGCAAUCAAAGCUCCUUCCUGCGGCACUUGAUCCUUCUGGAAAAGUAUUACAGAGCCGGCGAUCUGAUAUUGGCGCCAAACGCCUCGCGGAAUGCAAUCAACUACUCUACAUCGGUGCAAAAUAGACUGAUAUCAUACGAAGGUCCGGAGAAAAUGGAUGAACCUAUAAUGGAACCGAUUGCGACGGAGUACAGUAAUCCGCGCCGUUUGAGCGGCGGCUACGUGCUGGAAAAAGAUAGACUGUCCGUGCCCGGCACGAGUUUGAUAUCCAGAUUGUCGACUAACGGCAGCGGCAAUGCGUCGUCAUCGCAUUCGGCGAAAGUGAACUCGCCGCGGAUGCUCAAACUCAACUCGGGGGUGUCAAUUAUAAAAAAAUCGCCUCCAAGUUUGCAACGAUUGAGUCUGCCGUCUACUAGCGGCAGCGGUAAUAAUGUCAGUGGCAAUGGCAAUGGCAAUGGCAACGGCAGUAGCAGUGGUAAUAGCAGUGGUAGUGGCAGUGGCAGUGGCAGUGGCGGUACUGCCGUGACGACAAACGGUGGUGGCGGUGUGAAGCGGAGAGACGGCCAGGUUUUAUCCGCCGUUUACGGCAGCGGCGGCAAGGUGUUUCAAUUGAGCGAGUCGGACAUGAAGCGAAUGCAAACGUACAAACGGCAGAAAUUAAAUGACAGACCUGUUGCCGGCACGAACAACGGGUCGCCAACUAGCGGAAGCAUCAGAUCGCAAUAUCAGAAGACGCAGAUUGCUGUUUCCGGCCACAACCAGCAGUUUCAGAGGCACUUGCGAAUGCAGCAAGAGAUGUUGAGUCGUCAAAGCCGUGGUGACUUUGAACCACUGAUAUGCGACAUUACGCGUACUGCUACAUGUGCGAAUGAAAACAGUCCGACAACCGGUCAAAAUAUCCUUCACAACCUCAAUUUGCCCAAGUCGAUCCAGGUGACAACCAAGCCGACGUCGUCGACGAACACGCCGAUUCCGAUUUUGCCGAAAAUCCCGAAAUCUUUGACGGUAAUACCGCAAACCGUCACGAGAUCUGUUGAAAAGUGAGAAUGAGAGAUGUAAGUAGACGUUGUGUACGCAGCAGUUUCUUUUUUUUUUCUUCGUUUCUUUUUCUCUUAAAGGAGAAAACGCAGUGCGGUGAGAAUGGAAGAUCGAUGGAAGAUUGGUACAAGAUUUUACUUGUACGCUUUUUUACGCGUUGAUAUCGAUCAAAUCUCGAAAUUGCCGCCAAAACGAAGCAAGAUGAUAAUGAUGAUUAUGGUCAGUGCUCUGAGAGCAAUUUCUGCCUUAUGUGAGCGCAUCGCGAUAUGCACUUACCGAGCCUGAACGCUCAAAAACACACAUUGAUUUUACCUUAUGAUUAAGACGAGACAAACUAUAGCGAUUUAUAUAUACUUGUUGCAUCGAUCGUGAUCAUAAACUUGUAAAUAGAUUAGUAGGAUAAUUCGAGCAAAUUGAGACACUCUUUGAUUCUAACGAUAUUAUACAUAUAUUAACAACCAAAGUUUCGCUAUAAAAUGCAUUAACGAAAAACGUGUUUAACAAUGCUGUUUCCACGGAAAGUGCCUAAAAUGACAGGAGGUAGGCGGGAAACCGUUACAUUUAUUACGUAAUUAUGCAUAUGAGAUUCGGAUUCUCUCAAUGCGGUACAUACCGUAGGUACCUCGUACGUACCUCGCGAGUCUCUAGUGAAUAUUGGUACAAUCUGUAGAGUGAGCUUUCAUGAAGAAAGAUCGAUAAUGGUCGAAGCUUACAGUGACAAUACGAGCGGAAUAAAUUCACAAAGUUUACGGAUUUCAGAAUGUCCUGUAUUAUAGAAGGUGUGGGGCACCGUAAUCAACAAGGGGAGCUUUCCGACUAGACGGAACAAGUCGACGCAAACGUCGUUUUAUCUUUCUUUUCUUUGGCAAUGAGUAACAAAGACAAAACGACACUUGCGUCGACUUGUGUCGCUUGCCGAAAAGCUCCCAAGAUAAUUCCCCAAGCAGAAGCCUCUCGUUGGACCGCCAACUGUCGCUUGUAAAUAUUUUCAGAUACGAUCAAAUAGACGCGCAUGUGUUUCCGUAUUGAAAAUGUCUUCUCAAAGAUUAAUCGAUUAAAAAGGAAAAAAAUAGAUUUUUACGCAAUCAGAAAA
This is a messenger RNA of Temnothorax curvispinosus, 8113 nucleotides long. RefSeq lists its product as uncharacterized. The record is from RefSeq and is a predicted model, not a curated record. Bases 145 to 7026 code for a protein of 2293 amino acids. The transcript is spliced from 7 exons. NCBI's taxonomy places the organism in Eukaryota, Metazoa, Arthropoda, Insecta, Hymenoptera, Formicidae.